ACAUGGGGACAAUUCAUCUCUUUCGAAAACCACAAAGAUCUUUUUUUGGCAAGAUAUUACAGGAAUUUAGACUUGUAGCAGCUGACCGAAGGUCCUGGAAGAUAUUGCUCUUUGGUGCAAUAAACUUAACAUGUACUGGCUUCCUGCUUAUGUGGUGCAGUUCCACUAACAGUAUAGCUUUAACUGCCUAUACUUACCUGACCAUUUUUGAUCUUUUUAGUUUAGUGACAUGUUUAAUAAGUUACUGGGUAAUGAUGAGGAAACCUAGCCCUGUCUAUUCAUUUGGAUUUGAAAGAUUAGAAGUCCUAGCUGUAUUUGCCUCCACAGUCUUGGCACAGUUGGGAGCUCUCUUUAUAUUAAAAGAAAGUGCAGAACGCUUUUUGGAGCAGCCUGAGAUACACACGGGAAGAUUAUUAGUUGGUACUCUUGUGGCUCUUUCUUUCAACCUGUUCACGAUGCUUUCUAUUCGGAAUAAACCUUUUGCUUAUGUCUCUGAAGCUGCUAGUACGAGUUGGCUUCAAGAGCAUGUUGCAGAUCUUAGUCGAAGCUUGUGUGGAAUUAUCCCAGGACUUAGCAGUAUCUUUCUUCCCCGAAUGAAUCCAUUUGUUUUGAUUGAUCUUGCUGGAGCAUUUGCUCUUUGUAUUACGUAUAUGCUAAUUGAAAUUAAUAAUUAUUUUGCUGUAGACACUGCCUCUGCCAUAGCCAUUGCUCUGAUGACGUUUGGCACUAUGUAUCCCAUGAGCGUGUACAGUGGGAAAGUAUUACUGCAGACCACACCACCCCAUGUUAUUGGUCAGUUGGACAAACUUAUCAGAGAGGUGUCUACCUUGGAUGGAGUUUUGGAAGUCCGAAAUGAGCAUUUUUGGACCCUAGGUUUUGGCUCACUGGCUGGAUCAGUGCAUGUAAGAAUUCGACGAGAUGCAAACGAACAAAUGGUUCUUGCUCAUGUGACCAACAGGCUGUACACUCUAGUGUCUACUCUGACUGUUCAAAUUUUCAAGGAUGAUUGGAUUAGACCUGCCUUACUGUCUGGGCCUGUUGCAGCCAAUGUUCUAAACUUUUCAGAUCAUCACAUAAUCCCAAUGCCUCCUUUAAAGGGUACUGAUGAUUUGAACCCUGUCACAUCAACUCCAGCUAAACCUAGUAGUCCACCUCCAGAAUUUUCAUUUAACACCCCUGGAAAAAAUGUGAGCCCGGUUAUUCUUCUAAACACACAAACAAGACCUUAUGGUUUGGGUCUUAAUCAUGGACACACACCUUAUAGCAGCAUGUUUAAUCAAGGACUUGGAGUUCCAGGAAUUGGAGCAACUCAAGGAUUCAGGACUGGUUUUACAAAUAUACCAAGUAGAUAUGGAACUAACAAUAGAAUUGGACAACCAAGACCAUGAUAUGCUCUAAUUUAAUUUAUUUUUAUCAGGAAUAUUGACUCCUUGACUUCCAAUUUAUUUAGUAAUCCAACUUUGCAUUGACUGUUCAAUCAUUUACUCUAACUGUUGGAGAAUGGUAGCCUUGUUCACAUUUCAUGAAACCAAUGAAACUAUAUUUUUGUAAAAUGUAUUUGGGGCAGUGAGAACCUUCUAAAUGUUAUAGGCUUUAAAUAGGCUUCCUUUAGAAAGUGUGUUUCUCUAAAUUUGAAUAUUGCUAUCUUUGGUUUUGUAGUUGACUGCAGUGUGAUAUGACAUUACCUUUGUAAGAGAGCCACUUGAUAGAGUAGGCCUGUCACAUUAAAAAUAUAAUAUUUUCUUCAGUGAAAUUUAUAAACAUGCUUCUUGAAUGAUGAUACAUAUUUUAGGAAAGGAAAAAAGUAUCCAUUCUAAAAGUAAAAGUCUCUUUUAUAGCUUUUCUCAUUUUUCUUUGAAGUCCUCCUGAAUUAUGUCUUGCCAAGUAAAAGCAAAAUUUUAUCAGAAAUUUUAGAACAUAUUGUACUAUCUAGCAUAAUUUAAAAAUUUUAGUUAUCAAUUUUUUAAUAGUUUUUCUCAUUAGAAAAUUUCAAUACCUUUGUAAAUAGUUCAUGGUUCUCAAAGUGUUUUCUUUUGGUUAUAUGAGUACCAAAUUCAUUGGUGACGUACAAUGAAAGAAUCCCC
Ceratotherium simum simum (southern white rhinoceros) is the source of this 2084-nucleotide messenger RNA. Lineage: Eukaryota; Metazoa; Chordata; Mammalia; Perissodactyla; Rhinocerotidae. The record is from RefSeq and is a predicted model, not a curated record.